Molecule: messenger RNA, 1164 nt
Organism: Aphis gossypii (cotton aphid)
Lineage: Eukaryota; Metazoa; Arthropoda; Insecta; Hemiptera; Aphididae
Exons: 5
Coding region: 1-1164 (387 amino acids)
Source: RefSeq, a predicted model, not a curated record
AUGGCUCCAAGAAGAAAUAGGCUUAGUAGGGCUGAAUACAAGAAAAUAGCUAAGCUCAAAGAAUUAAAUUUGAAUAAAAUUGUUCAAAAAACUAUUAAAAUCGACACAAUGUUCAAAAAAUCAGGUAUGGUUAGUAAGUCUGCUGAACCACCUCAAACUGGCCUUACAUCUCUUUGUAAUAAUUUGGAUACUGAACCUUCAUGUAUUGAACAGAGCAAUAUUUCCUUAGAAUCAAAAUCCAGUGAAAUAGUCAAUCCUGAAACAUUUCAUUCUCAAGCAUUAGUUGUAUACAAUGAAAAAUCUGUCGAACAACCUCAAGCUGGCAUUACAUCUCUUUGUAAUAAUUUGGAUACUAAAACGUCGUGUUUAGAACAGUCAGAGCAUAUUAAUAUUUUAUUAGAACUAAAUUCUAUUGAUAUACCUGGUGUACUGACUAGAGUUUGUUCGGUUCUUAAAAGUUUGGCAAGACACGGAUUGUCAUUUAGAGGUGAUUUCGAAAAGUUUGGAUCGUCUACUUCAAACACUGGCAAUUUUAUUAUGAUGAUGGAAUUACUAGCAGAGUAUGACCCACUUUUAUCAGAACACAUAUCUAAGUAUGGUAAUCCUGGUAAAGGUAAUACUUCCUAUUUAUCAUUUUCUACUUAUGAACAAUUCAUUAAAAUCAUGUCUGAAAAAGUCAUUAAUACCAUAGUUGAUGAAAUUAAAACAUCAAAAUAUUUUUCUAUCAGCAUAGACUCCACUCCAGAUAUAUCACACACUGACCAACUAUCUUUCGUUAUCAGGUAUGUACUAUCGAACGGUGAGCUAAUUGAAAGAUUUAUUGGUUUUUUAGAGAAUGUUGGACAUAAAUCAGAAAAUCUAGCAGAAUCAGUUUUAUCAGUUUUAAAAAAAUAUAAUUUAGAUGUUUAUUAUUUGAGAGGUCAAUCUUUUGACAACGCUAAAACAUGUCUGCUGACCUUAAGAAAAAGCCAGGUUCAAGAAAGACAAAAAGUCUUGGAGAGGAUAAUUGAAACAAUUAAAACCAUUGGAAAACGAGGAAUGAGUUACAGGGGAACACAAAGCGAAGUAUCUCAAUCUUUAAGUAACACAAAUAUUGACCAUGGAACAUCUCUAGAACUAAUUUUACUGAUAAGCAAGUUUGAUCCUAUCUUAAAAUCGCAUUAG